CAGAAUUAUCAGAGAAGAUGACGAAUUUGAAAACUGCAGGUAGAUCAAGAAUGCUAAAUCGUGAAUUUGAAAAAUCAGACAAAUUCCCGAAAAGAGUUAUAGUGUUUCUUGUUGUGAUGUGCUUUAUCACACUGGGGAUAACAAUCGGUCUGGCGUUCAUACCUAAGAAAGAAUAUCAAUUACUGAUUGCACUUUUAUAUCUCGUAUCGGCGAUUAUUGAAGUCGUGGUAGUUUGUGUGCUGAUGAUAUACGACAGAAUAAGAAACCGAUUUCCUGCGAAUUUCUUUUUGGCGCUUUUACAUUCCGCUUGCCUGACCGCAUUAACAGAAUUCGGAUUCAUUGGGAAAGACUACAAACUGGUACUCAUUGUGAUGGCAAUAGCUGUUGUGCUCUACAUCAUAUGCAUAUCGAUAGGUGCGACCAUGCGAAGUGAACUUCAAUUAUUUUCCCCGAGAAUACUGACAGGCUAUGUUGUCUUGGCAAUCGUAAUCGCUGUCGCUACACUUGCAGUCCGCUUUUCUACCAGAAAGUGUCAAUGGUCAUUGCCUAUUCUUGCCGCGGGUAUGACUGUUAUAUUGAUUCCUUUCGCCUUAUUCAUGGGUCAGAUUACACUUGGCCUACGUGAAUUCAGAGGAUUCGAUCCAGAUUACUGUACGGCUUCAAUGGCUGCACAUGUGAUUCUUCUCCUUUUUCUGGUUAUGGUCAGCAUUGGAAUCAUGUGUCCAGAGGAAAAAGUUUAACAGACGUUAGGCUUGCUUCAACCGAUCGCGUGCUUUUCAAAGUAGAUUCAAUACAGUACGAAUAUACACACUUUACUUUAGUUUCCAAACACUUUUUAUACUACCAUGUUCAUAACUUGCAACUGAAAUGAAUAAACACAUUUUUGU
This is a messenger RNA of Trichobilharzia szidati, 887 nucleotides long. NCBI's taxonomy places the organism in Eukaryota, Metazoa, Platyhelminthes, Trematoda, Strigeidida, Schistosomatidae. The record is from the annotation of a GenBank genome assembly.